GGUAUCGUAGUUACUCUAUGGAUUAUGCGCUCAUAUGGGCUCAUAUCGACUGUAAUUAUAAAACAUUCGGAGUAAAAUGUUGUCGAGAUUGGCACUUCGUAAUGCUCAGUUGCUACCUUUAGCUGUACGUGGAGCUGUAGCUACACAAAGUUCUUCUUCAGCAGAAUUUACUCGUCCUAAACGUUUAAUUGAUCCUUCUCCAGUCAGACAUGGUUUCAUACCCGAGGAAUGGUUUCAAGCUUUUUAUCCUAAAACUGGUGCAUCGGGGCCAUAUGUAUUUGCCAUAAGUGUGGGCACUUAUUUAGUUUCCAAAGAAAUUUAUAUUCUAGAGCACGAAUAUUAUAAUGGGCUGGCUCUGUUAAUUAUAUAUAUAGCAGGUGUAAAAAUGUUUGGUCCAAAAUUGGCUGAAGUAUUGGACAAAGAAGUAGAUAAGUAUAGUAAGGAGCUUAAUGAAACUAGAGACAGCGAAAUAAAGAGCUACGAGGAACUUAUUGCACAUGAAAAACAAGAACAAUCGAGUUUGGAGGGACAAAAAUUGAUAAUGGACAUAAAGAAGGAGAAUAUUAAGAUGCAAUUGGAAGCAACUUAUAGAGAACGUUUGGUGCAAGUUUAUCAAGAAGUGAAAAGACGUCUUGAUUACCAAGUACAAAUACAAAACCUUGAACGCCGAAUUGCACAGAAGCACAUGGUCCAAUGGAUUGUAAAUGAAGUAUUGAAGGCUAUCACCCCUGAUCAAGAGAAAGCAACUCUUCAGCAGUGUAUCAAGGAUCUCGAAGCACUUGCUGUGAAGGCAUAAAGCAACUUUAAAUCGUUAAAUUAGAUGAAAUAGAAAUAUGAUGGCAGAAUAAGAGAAGUUGUCAUCACAUAUGGUGUUUAUUUCGCGCAGUCUAUAAAAUAUUUCAGAGUAUUUCAGAAUCAUUGGAACAUUGUAAAUGAAUAAACGCCAUAUUACACAAAACAUUACUGUAUAAAUAAAUCUUUUUUUAUCAGUAAUUAUGAAAAAUUAUAAAUUUUGCUAAAUGUUAGUUAGGCAAAAGUUUGCGUAGAAUAAGAACAUUGUAGGUAUUAAAAUGUUAAGAGACUUUUA
Molecule: messenger RNA, 1087 nt
Organism: Linepithema humile (Argentine ant)
Lineage: Eukaryota; Metazoa; Arthropoda; Insecta; Hymenoptera; Formicidae
Gene: ATPsynB
Product: ATP synthase subunit b, mitochondrial
Biological process (GO): proton motive force-driven ATP synthesis
Molecular function (GO): proton-transporting ATP synthase activity, rotational mechanism
Source: RefSeq, a predicted model, not a curated record